Molecule: messenger RNA, 783 nt
Organism: Geosmithia morbida
Lineage: Eukaryota; Fungi; Ascomycota; Sordariomycetes; Hypocreales; Bionectriaceae
Product: EEF1A N-terminal glycine/lysine methyltransferase
Exons: 1
Coding region: 1-783 (260 amino acids)
Biological process (GO): peptidyl-lysine dimethylation
Molecular function (GO): protein-lysine N-methyltransferase activity
Source: RefSeq, a predicted model, not a curated record
AUGGACGACGACUUCUACGGAGCAGGCGACCUGAUAGACGUCCCAGACGACUAUUACCCGCCCACGCCACCUCCCUACGAGGAGAUCUUCACCAUGCGCAGCGGGCGGGCCAUCAACCUCCGCCUGGUGGGGGCCAGCCCGACGGAGGCUCACGUGCUCUGGAACGGCGCGAAGGUGGUGUCCGACUACUUCGAGGCCGACCCCGGGCGGGUGGCGGGCAAGACGCUCCUGGAGCUGGGGGCCGCGUCCGGCCUGCCCUCGCUGGUGGCCGCCAUACUGGGCGCCGCCAGGGUGGUCAUGACCGACUACCCGGACCCGGAGCUGGUGGAGAACAUGCAGAGGAACAUCGACGCGUGCGAGGGAGUGGGUGGGACGGGCGUCGUCCUGGCCAGGGGUUUCAUCUGGGGUGGCGACCCUGCGCCGCUGAGGGAGUGUCUCGUGGAGGGGCAGGAGCAGGGGCAGGGGCAGGAGGAUGCUAGGUUCGACGUCUUGGUCCUGGCAGACCUCUUGUUCCGUCACAGGGAGCACCCGGACCUGGUCAAGACCAUACGGGAGACGCUGAGCAGGAAGGAGGGCAGCGCGGCCUACGUCUUCUUCACGUCGUAUAGACCGUGGAAGAAGGAGCUCGACAUGAAGUUCUUCGAUGUCGCGAGGGAGGACGGCUUCGAGGUUGAGCACGUGCUCGAGAGGAAGCUGGACAAGCCGCUGUUCGAGAAUGAUCCGGGGGAUCUGGAUGUGCAGAAGACGGUGAAUGGGUUUAUCGUAAGGUGGCCUGCUUCUUAG